CCCUUGGGAGCGCUUCCGCGAGCUCUGCCUCCUUCGUUUUGGGCCCCCGAUCCGCGGGAGCCGCCUGGCGGAGCUAGGCCGCCUUCCCUUCACCUCCACGGUUCAGGACUUCGCCGACCGUUUCCAGGCCCUGGCAUGCCACGCGUCGGGCGUGACGGCGCAGCAGCGGGCCGACCUCUUUGUCGGUGGACUUCCGGAUCACAUCCGCGUGGACGUGGAGCUUCAGGGACCCCAGGAUAUCCAGACGGCCAUGUACUACGCCCGCGCGUUCGAGCGCCGCGCGGUGGCCGUCCAGCAGGAGUCACCGUCCCGGGCCACUGGGUCGCUACCCUGGCCAGAUCCCGCUCCGUGUCGGCCUGUUCAGGCUUCCGCGGCACCCCUCGCCGCGACCGCGGCGCGCCCGUUCCGCCGGCUCACCUCGGCCGAGCUACUCGAGCGUCGCCGCCAAGGGUUGUGCUUCAACUGCGACGAGCCCUACACGCCCGGCCACGCCUGCCCGCGACUCUUCUACCUGGAGGUUGCAGACUACAUUCCGGAGGACGCC
Aegilops tauschii subsp. strangulata is the source of this 544-nucleotide messenger RNA. The record is from RefSeq and is a predicted model, not a curated record. Lineage: Eukaryota; Viridiplantae; Streptophyta; Magnoliopsida; Poales; Poaceae.